AUGUCCACAAUAGAGAAGCAAAUCUAGAAGUAAAGAAAACUCAGCCAUGAAUUCGAAUAAACAUACAAUUCUACAGAAAUCCAUUCAAAUUUAUCUUUCUUUGAUGAGGAGAGAAGUUAAGAUUUUGACGAUGAUAGCUCAUUAAUAGAAGAAGACUUUUAAGAAUAAUGGGAAAUGUCAUCAAUUUGUACAGAGAAUUCCUUAAAUCCACAAUCCAUAGAAGAAAAUCCAACAAAUAAGAGAUUUAGAAAAAACCUUACUCCGAAAUAAGCAUUGAAAAGAGGGGGCUCUGAAGGAGAAAGUAUUUUUGUUGAAGCUUCUGACAGCACAAGAAAAAAUACCAAUUCUGGCAAGGGCAUUGCCAUUGACGUGCUUGGACAUGGAUCCAUAGGUACCUAGAGCAAGAAGGUUUAAAAAUCGUAAAAAUUACUCAAUAAAUAACUUCAAUGCAAUAAUAAUAAUAAUAUUAAUAUUAAUAACAGUAAUAAUAGUUGGCAACAAUAACCAUACAAUCAGUAUCAAAACUAUAAUUCUUAAAGCUAGUCAUAGCAAGAACAACAAUAAUAAAGAGGCUCAGCAUAAGAUGACAAGUAAAUUAAAUAGACUUAAAAAAUAACACUUUCCUAUUUGUUAAUGGAGAGAGAAAUAGAAAAAUAAGCCAGAAUAAGAGCGCUCAAUUUUAUAGAGAAAUACAUGGCAAAAUGUAAUGUGGAUGAUGUUCUUCAAAUGAUUUCAGAAACCUAUAAAAUAAUGUUAAUACCAGAUCAGUAGCUGUAAUAGCUUGUAGCUGUAUUGAAUUAAUAAGAAAGGCAACUUUAAUUAAACUAAUCUUUACUGCGCUUGCGUUUACCUCAUAAUUCACAUCCACUAGCCUCGAAGGCUUAAGAUAAGUUGAGGAAAUACUUCAUACAUUGUUGAGAACCAGUAAAAAUGAUUUGCAAGGAAGAAUGAGAGAUUUAUUCGCAUUAUAGAAAAUCUAAUCUUUAAAAUAUUUUAUAAAAA
Messenger RNA from Paramecium tetraurelia, 1002 nucleotides. RefSeq lists its product as uncharacterized. The transcript is spliced from 2 exons. NCBI's taxonomy places the organism in Eukaryota, Ciliophora, Oligohymenophorea, Peniculida, Parameciidae. The record is from RefSeq and is a predicted model, not a curated record.